AUGGUAGAUUAUUACCAACAUCCAGGUAAUAAUCCAUAUCAGUCUGGUUACGAUUACACACAGCAAGAAGAAGAAUGGGAUCGUGAAGGAUUAUUGGACCCGGCUUGGGAAAAACAACAGAAAAAGACAUUCACUGCAUGGUGCAACAGUCAUCUGCGAAAAGCUGGUACCAGUAUAGAGGUAAUUGAAGAAGACUUCAGAAAUGGUCUUAAAUUAAUGCUUCUUUUGGAAGUUAUUUCGGGAGAACCACUGCCUCGCCCAGACAGAGGUAAAAUGCGCUUUCAUAAGAUUGCAAACGUUAAUAAAGCAUUGGAAUACAUUGAAAGUAAAGGAGUAAAAUUGGUAUCGAUUGGUGCUGAAGGAGAAACUUCUGCAUUGGCAACAAUCAGUCAACCUGGUUCAGAUAAGUUUAAAGUUAUUUCAAAUUUGUCGAUAAAAAAAGGACUAGAUAGUAAUCAUAAGAGAAAACCUUGUUCGUUUUUUAACAAAGAUCAUUGGGAUAGUGAUUGUGAAACUUAUCCUUCUUUAAAGCAAAGUUUGGAACGUUUAAUCAAGAUUAAAGCUUGUUGGAAACGCCUCAAAGGAGGACAGAGACCAAUUGAAUACCUUAUGAUUGAGCAACCUUAUGAUUGUGAUGACGAACGAGCGCUAGAACAAUUCAAAAAGAAUAUUAUCCAAAUUAAUGGAAGAUAUCAAGUACGAUGGCCAUGGGAGGAAUCUACAGCUAAAGAUCAAUUGAGCUUUGAUAUAAUUGAAAAAAUUGAACCUUAUAUGAACCAAUGGAAUUAUCCCGAUCAUCAUCGAACAAGUUACAAUGACAGAAAGAAUUUAGGGAUUAUGUGGUCCCUUAAAUUAGACAUCAUAACUCUGAAACCAUGGAUGAGCAAUGAAAUAAUUAAAAGAAAUAUUCUUCAGUUUGUUGCUUCACAGUAUGAUCCUCUAGGAUUUUUAGUUCCUGUGAUUAAUCGAGUUGAAGAAAUUCGGAAAACAAAAUUUAAUUUCCUUUACACAUCUGGGAAUGAGAACCCAGUGGACAUGACUACAAGAGGACUUUCUCUUACAAACCUCAAGAAUUUUAAUUCUUGGUGGUAUGGACCAUCAUGGAGGAAGGAAUGCGAGUGGCCACAAUAUGAGUUUCAAGCACAAGAGCAUGAAGAGCAUGAAGAAAUGGAGAAAACUCAAUGGGGCUGA
This is a messenger RNA of Dracunculus medinensis (Guinea worm), 1191 nucleotides long. NCBI's taxonomy places the organism in Eukaryota, Metazoa, Nematoda, Chromadorea, Rhabditida, Dracunculidae. The record is from the annotation of a GenBank genome assembly.